AUGAAGCUGCGGAAUGGUGUGAGCUAUGAGCAGGAAAAUGCCUGGCUCCAAUUUCAUGCAACUUCACUCCCUGAUAGGGUGAUUUCUGGUAUGGCAACCCAUCGUUCUCUCAGCUCCUUCCUAUAAAUAUACCCACCAUAUAAUAUUGGCAUACCUGAAUGUGCUUUUGUACCACAAUUACGUAUGUGAAGAGCUUUGAGCUCCUAACAGUUUCUUUAUUAUCAAUUACUGCAGCACCGGAACAUCAGAAACGGCCUUUUACUGAGUCAGAACAUUGGUCCAUCUAACUCAGUACGGGAUGCGGGUGACACUGUGCGUUAAACCACAGAGCCUAGGACUUGCUGAUCAGAAGGUCAGCGGUUCGAAUCCCCACAACGGAGUGAGCUCCCGUUGCUCGGUCCCUGCUCCUGCCAACCUAGCAGUUCGAAAGCAUGUCAAAGUGCAAGUAGAUAAAUAGGUACCGCUCUGGCGGGAAGGUAAACGGCGUUUCUGUGCGCUGCUCUGGUUCGCCAGAAGCGGCUUAGUCAUGCUGGCCACAUGACCCGGAAGCUGUACGCUGGCUCCCUCGGCCAGUAAAGCGCGAUGAGCGCACAACCCCAGAGUCGUCCAUGACUGGACCUAAUGGUCAGGGGUCCCUUUACCUUUACCUUUAACUCCGUACAGUCAGCUCUGACUAGUAACAGUUCUCUAGAAUUGCAGACAUACAUCUUGCCCAGCACAGCCUAUAUCUUCCGUAUAUCCGUGAGCCCUGGUCUUCUCCCAAGCGUGUGCAAUAUGUGGGACUGCCUUUGAAAAUAGAAACCAGGAAUAGAAACUUCAGUUGGUCCCUGACUGAGCAGCAAACUUUUUAAUUUGGACUGCCUGAUGCAAUCCCAAGACACCAGUUAUUUUCCACCUGCCGUGGCUGUUUCUCCAUUUUUGGCCCAAGUCAAAGCGCUCGUCUUAACCUCUAAAGCCAUUCCUGGUUGGGGCUGUGUGAUCAGUUGUCUAUGCACUGGUAGCUUCAAGUCUUUUGAGACUGGUCUGCAGCUAAUGCAGAACACAGCAGCUAGGGGGCUUGUGGGGGCAAACUAGCGUCAGCAUAUUGUUUAUAUAUUUGCAUAUUGUUUGCAGUAUUUGUACCAGGUGUAAAUCUGCUACUGAGUCAAGUUGAAGGUUUUUGGUGCUAACUUAUAAGGCACACCUGACCAUUAGGUCCAGUCGCGAACGACUCUGGGGUUGCAGCGCUCAUCUCGCUUUACUGGCCAAGGGAGCUGGCGUACAGCUUCCGGGUCAUGUGGCCAGCGUGACUAAGCCGCUUCUGGCGAACCAGAGCAGCGCACGGAAACGCCGUUUACCUUCCCGCCGGAGCGGUACCUAUUUAUCUACUUGCACUUUGACGUGCUUUCGAACUGCUAGGUUGGCAGGAGCAGGGACCCAGCAAUGGGAGCUCACCCCAUCGUGGGGAUUUGAACCGCCGACCUUCUGAUCGGCAAGUCCUAGGCUCUAUGGUUUAACCCACAGCGCCACCUGCAUCCCUUUUUAAGGUAAAGGGACCCCUGACCAUUAGGUCCAGUCGCGAACAACUCUGGGGUUGUGGCGCUCAUCUUGCUUUACUGGCCGAGGGAGCCGGCGUUUGUCCGCAGACAGCUUCCGGGUCUUGUGGCCAGCAUGACUAAGCCGCUUGUGGCGAACCAGAGCAGCGCACAGAAACGACAUUUACCUUCCCACCGGAGCGGUACCUAUUUAUCUACAGUGGUAUCUCAGGUUAAGUACUUAAUUCGUUCCAGAGGUCCGUACUUAACCUGAAACUGUUCUUAAUCUGAAGCACCACUUUAGCUAAUGGGGCCUCCUGCUGCUGCCGGAGCACGAUUUCUGUUCUCAUCCUGAAGCAAAGUUCUUAACCUGAAGCACUAUUUCUGGGUUAGCGGAGUCUGUAACCUGAAGUGUAUGUAACCCAAGGUACCACUGUACUUGCACUGUGAUGUGCUUUUGAACUGCUAGGUUGGCAGGAGCAGGGACCCAGCAACGGGAGCUCACCCCGUCAUGGGGAUUCAAACCACCAGUUUAUACCUAAAUCCGGCCCUGGACAAUCCAAGCCCCCUCCUUGAUUUUGCUGCAACCAACCCUGGCCCGAGGGAGCGCCCCAGGAGAGGGCUUUUAAGAAAGUCCGAUUUUUGCAAGCUCAGCGGGACUCGUUCCUAAGCAGCAAAGCUGACACCACCUCCGCCUCCGAGGAAGGAGCAUGCGCCGCCGGCCGAGCCCGUGUGGGCUUUCCCUUCCUCCCCGCUACCUUGCAAAUAGCCGCCCGCCCGGGUGGCCCCCGGAGUGGCGCCUGUGUCUUUAAGAGCUGGCUCCGCCCCCUGGCUGCUUUCUUGGCGAAUGUUGCAAGAUCCAGGCCGGGACUUUGCAGCUCGGCGUUGCAUUGGGCGGAGGAGGAGCCCCGACGAGCCCCCCCCCCCGAUCGGAGCACCUGGCCGACCCCCCCGACCCCCCGCCCCCAGUUAGGAACCCAGCCGAGGGAGGGAGGGGCUCCGCAGCCGGAGGCAGCGAGGCCUUGCAAAGCCUGGUGAGUUGUUUGCUGGCGGGUGGGGGUGGGGGGUGGGGAGCCCGGCUGGCUUGGGGGGGGCAUCGUGCAAGUGGGGGGGGGGAGUCCAGGCGUCAAGCCCGCCCCACCCACGGCCUCCCCCGAUGCUGAGAUGCGUGGAAAGGGAGUGCCUGGGAGCUUGGCUUGGAAUCUACCUCCCCCCCCCGCCCCCAAUUCCAGCCAGGCUCAGCCCUCGGGUUUUGCCACGGGGAGAGCACCUCUGAGCAUGUGCAGAGUCGCAUCCCACCGCUACACACCAUCAGGAGUCGGGAGAGGCCAGAGCCGAGCGUGGGAGUUGCCAGGGGUGAAACUGGAAUGAAAUAUUGGGGGCCCCAGGUAAGCCCCGCCCCACAGAAUCGAUCGCACGCGCACCAUGCCCAUCAGCUUUUUGGGGGGAGGGGUAGCCCCUUCAAAUAUUUUAUUGGGGGGCCCAAAGGGACCUCGGCCCUUCGGACUUGGCUCCUGUGGGGUUUGCCUUCCCCCAGUCGAAGUGCCUGCAUGAUGCGGGUGUGUCGUUGCAUUCACACAUUACAUUUUUAGGGGUGGGUGGGUGUGAAAAAACAUAGUCUGUGAAGGGGCUCCUGGGCUUGUAUCUGGGCUGGUUCAACCUUGGGUCUGACUUGGCACUCCUUCCGCUUCCAUCUUGAGAGGAGGUGGCUGCUGUAGGUGGUGGUGCUGUUUGGUUGCAUCAUUUGCAAGUGGCAAUUAUUCCGGAUUACUUCGUGUGCAGGUGUGUUGCGCUUGUGGGCACGGGAAGUGGGCAGAGGAAUGUCUGCCCGUAUCCUGCCUCCCUUGGGCCCCGUCCACACCAGGACGUGCCACUUCAAACAGCCAUGGCUUCCCUUCAAAGAAUCCUGGGAACUGUAGUUUAAGGGUCCUGGCUGUGGUUAGGAGACCCCUGUUCCCCUCACGCAGCUAUGGUUCCCAGAGUGUCUUAAAAGUCAAUCCCUCCUCUGAAGGAACUUUGAGAGUUUCAGCUCUGUCACACCUUCACAAACUGUUCCCACGAUUAUUUGGGGGAAGCUGUGAUGCGAUCCCCCUUUAGAUGUGCAGUUCAAAUGGGGCCUCAGUUGUUGGCAAUUUUUGUAAACCUGCCUUAUGCAUUUACAAAAGCUUUUUGUGCAUAUUAUUACUAUUAAUAAUAAUUUUACUUGUACCUGCUUCUCGGCCUUUUGGCUAAGAUCAAGUGUAAUAUAAAAACAUAAUAAAGCAUUACACAUCAAAAGGCUUCCCUGUACAGGGCUGCCUUCAAAAUAAUAAUAAUUCAAUAUUUCAAUUGAACAAAAUAAAGCAGCAAAAAAAUAAUAUGUGCAGAAAAAGUUUAUCUCUUGCUAUAUACACAAACUGUUUCAAUUCCAUAUUUGCUCAUCUACUAUAUAAGUAUUGUUAUUAUCCUAAACAUAUAUGUUUAGUCACAGUACCACUGUGUAUUGUAUAUUGUAUAUUGUAUAAACGCAUCCAAAUGUCAUUAUAUUUGUCCAUGCAGAGUCUACACCUAUAAGCAAUCUGUUUGUAAGCUGCGAGUGUAGUCGUAUCUUCAGUCCGUUGAGUAAUCUCUCCGGUGCAUCAGUGUCAGAAACUUGCCUCGCCAGAUUAGCUUGGUGCAGGAGAUGAAUAAUAACAAUAGCCUUGUGACUCUACAUGGUUUGCCAUUGCUUCUCCCUUGGGCAGGUGAGGGUCGUGGGGCUGUGGCCGUCUCCCGCCUCCCGCCAUGGCAAUGAGGGAGCUGGUGGAGCCGGAAUGCGGAGGCUCCAAUCCUCUGAUGAAGCUGGCCAGCCAUUUCACCCAGGACAAAGGCCUGCAGCAGGAGGGUCUUCGGGGACCCCUGGCUUGGCCUCCCAGUGCCCCCGUGCCUGAGGUGGUAAGUUUGGCAAAGCGGGAAGGGGCGGGAGGGGAGGAGUCAGAGAGUGGUACCGCUUUGGGGAGCCGGGAAUCGUCUUAUCUCUCAUCCAGGGACACACUCCUGCUAGUGUCUGUCUGUUCAGAAUCACCGCUUCUUCUUUUUAAAAAAGGAAAAUAAUCCCUCAGUGGUUAAUGCUAGGCCUUCUUAUCUCCCCGCCCCCCACCCCAUCUCUGCCUAUUUAAAAACGGAUAAUACCCAUUUGUCCUGAAAUUGUAAAAAACAAACAAACGCAUAGAGAUAAAGAAAGCACAAAUCUGUUGGGGGAGGCAACUCUUUAAUCCUUUGCGAUUUCUAUUCUGCCAUCGGGUAGCAAUCUUUUUCUCUUCUGCAGGUGUCCAAACCUCUUGGAAGAGCCUCUGAAGAUGAAGUAAGACGUCCCAUGUUUCUUUCCUUUGUUUUCCUCCUUCUCCCUGACCCACGCAAUAUUGUUUCCUCGCACACAGGCUAGGGCUGGGCAGUAUCUGGUUUUCAACAGAUACUAAACAUCACAAUGGGACGCGGGUGGCGCUGUGGGUUAAACUACAGAGCCUAGGACUUGCCAAUCAGAAGGUCGGCAGUUUGAAUCCUCGCGACGGGGUGAGCUCCCGUUGCUCGGUCCCUGCUCCUGCCAACCUAGCAGUUCGAAAGCAUGUCAAAGUGCAAGUAGAUAAAUAGGUACCACUCCAGCGGGAAGGUAAACGGUGUUUCCGUGCGCUGCUCUGGUUCGCCAGAAGCGGCUUAGUCAUGCUGGCCACAUGACCUGGAAGCUGUACGCCGGCUCCCUCGGCCAAUAAAGCGAGAUGAGCGCCGCAACCCCAGAGUCGGCCACGACUGGACCUAAUGGUGAGGGGUCCCUUUACCUUUAAACAUCACGAUAUACCAAUAUGUUACUAAAACAUCUGAAAUAAGGAUGGAGCUAUGUAGAGGCAUUGGCAGGCUUCAUGGUUUUCUCUACAUCGUGAUUUUUUUCCACUGCCUGUUCUUGUGAUUCUCUGCGCCCCUGCAUGAGCCGGGAGAGCUAACAGGGGCUGCAGGAAUCAGCAGAAGCAUCUUUUCCCAAAUCGUGAUUUUUGCAUAGAACACACACACACACACACGUCAUUAUUCGAGAUAUAUUGCCAGCUCAAAAAUUCUGAAACCAAUAUCACAAUAUGGACUUCAAACCAGUUUUGGACGAUCCAUCACCCAGCCCUAACACACACCAUGAUCCACAAUAUAAUGCCAGGUCAAAAAUUAUGAAACGGAUAUAAUGAUAUGGCCUUCAACUGGUUUGGGACCGUAGAUCACCCAGCUGUAAGACAUGCUGACGUUAUGUUUUCUGGCAGCUGGUGGCAGAGUUCCUUCAAGAGCAGAAUGGCCCCCUGUUGUCCCGUGCCCCACAAACAUUCAAGAUGGAUGACCUGCUGGCCGAGAUGCAGGAAAUUGAGCAGUCCAGCUUCCGGCAGGCUCCGCAGAGAGGUAAGAGGCCUGGCCUGGGAGUCGUAGCAUGAACCAGACCAGCAAAAUAUUUCUUGGGUGAAUGGUGGCAAUGGCCGCCCAUCCACUGUUGAGGGGGAUGUGCCCUCCGAGGAAGGGGAUGGAUUGGGAAGAAGGACCAGGAAGCCAAUUCUGCUCCAUUGGGACUUGUCUCAUCCUUGUGGGCACCUGAGCUAGCACCAUUCUGACUCCUCCGGCUUCCUCUUCUCAGCUCCAGGUGUGGCGGCCCUGGCUUUGUCGGAGAAUUGGGCGCAAGAAUUCCUUGGCGCUGCCGACAGUACAGUGGACGUCUCAACGGAUUACAAUGAAGCUGAUUGGUCCCAGGAAUUCAUUGCUGAGGUUACAGGUGGGACAGGAGUUGGUAAGGGGGUGGCAGCCCUGUUAAGGGAAGUUUUUAAUGUAUGUUUUUUCGUGGUUUUAAUAUUCUGUUGGGAGCCACCCAGAGUGGCUGGGGAAACCCAGCCAGAUGGGCGGGAUAUAAAUAGUAUUGAUGUCAGGGAACUGCCAUUGGCUCAGGGGCAAGGGGGGGGGAAGGUGGAUGGAUUACAGAGAGCUCCGAAGAUCGUGGGAAGCAGCACUUCCUCAGUGGAGGAAGGAAGCCACGCCUCUAGUGGGGAGGAGAUGCAGGGCUCGGAGGAUGCAAGGCAGUGCCAGGACACCUUGCCUGGGCAAAGCUGAGAGGAGAGAGGUGCCCCGUUACCCAGACCUUCCUUGCGCAGUAGGCUUCCGCGCAGAGAGGGGAGGCGUCGGCUGGGGGUCAAGAGACUACUCUGCUGGGGAAGAUUUAAGGACCGCCCACUCUCAGAUUCUGCUAGUGAAUGAGCAAGACAUGGAAUAGAGACGCUCUGCAUUGUAAAGGUUUUUAGCACCAAUAAUAAAGCUUUAGAACAGACCAGUGAGGCAUCUUGCCUGAUUGCUCUCGAGCAACCACCCGAUAGCCAUAACAAUUAUUAUUAUUAUUAAAUAUUAAUUAUUUUAUUAUUUAUUAUUUCUUCAAAGAUCCCUUGUCUGUGUCUCCUGCCAAGUGGGCCGAAGAAUAUUUGGAGCAGUCAGAGGAGAAGCUGUGGCUGGGUGAAUCAGAAGACCAGACCCUGGCUGAUAAAUGGUGAGUACCUCUGUUGCUACUUCCUGCAGUGACGUCGGCAAGAUAUUGGGAUUUGAUCCACGCUGCAGCUCAGAGUAGCACUCUGCCCGAGUUCUGAGUAGACAGGUCCAUUUUCACGAAGCAGCUGGCUUCUCCUGCAGCCCCAGGGGGAAAGGUUUAAAAUUACACCAUGCCAGAGAGGUCUUCAGUUUAAUGUACUUUUUCCAAGGCUUUUCGGAUCAACGAGAGAGAGAGGGACAUUGUUAUCCAGACAAAGAACCUUGAAGCUCUCUGGGCUGCUGUUGUUUUCCAUGUUGCCCUGCCAUAUUGAGUAGAAUUAUAGUGAACUGAAUGGAGAAAGGCAUUUAAUAAGGGAGCUGCUUAGAAAUGGCUGCUGUUACCUAUGUUUUGUUAACCUUUAGGUUGGACUACAGGGGGACGCAGGUGGUGCUGUGGGUUAAACCACAGAGCCUAGGACUUGCCGAUCAGAAGGUCGGCGGUUCGAAUCCCCAUGACGGGAUGAGCUCCUGUUGCUCGGUUCCAGCUCCCGCCAACCUAGCAGUUCGAAAGCACGUCAGAGUGCAAGUAGAUAAAUAGGUACCGCUCCGGUGGGAAGGUAAACGCGUUUCCGUGCGCUGCUCUGGUUGGCCAGAAGCGGCUCAGUCAUGCUGGCCACAUAACCCGGAAGCUGUACAUUGGCUCCCUUGGCCAAUAAAGCGAGAUGAGCGCCGCAACCGCAGAGUUGGCCACGACUGGACCUAAUGGUCAGGGGUCCCUUUACCUAGGUUGGACUACUGCAAUGUUUUAUAUGUGGAGCUCUCCUUUGAAGGCUACUCUGAAAUCUCAGCUGGAGCAGAAUGUGACUGCUAGACAGCUGAUUCACGCUGGGGAAAUGGAACAUAACCAGGGCUUAAGGAUUUCCCCCCCAGAUUCAUGGUGUAUUCUGGGCAUUACUGAAGACAUAGGUGCUUAACUUUGAAAGCCCUUUAUGACUUUGGACCACCUUCUCCCUCUUAAGGAGGCCAAACACUUUGAUAAUCUUUAGAGGCUCCUUUAUGUAUAAUAAUUAUUAUUAUUUAUUAUUUAUAACCCACCCAUCUGGCUGAGUUUCCCCAGCCACUCUGGGCGGCUCCCAAUCGAGUGUUAAAAGCAAUACAGCAUUAGAUAUUAAAAACUUCCCUAAACAGGGAUGCCUUCAGAUGUCUUUUAAAAAUAAGAUGUCUUUUAAAAAUAAGAUAGCUGCUUAUUUCCUUCACAUCUGAUGGGAAGGCGUUCCACAGGGUGGGCGCCACUACCGAGAAGGCCCUCUGUCUGGUUCCCUGUAACCUCACUUCUCGCAGUGAGGGAACCGCCAGAAGGCCCUCGGAGCUGAACCUCAGUGUCUGGGCUGAACGAUGGGGGUGGAGACGCUCCUUCAGGUAUACUGGGCCAAGGCCGUUUAAGGCUUUAAAGGUCAGCACCAACACUUUGAUUUGUGCUCGGAAUUGUACUGGGAGCCAAUGGAGGUCUCUCAGGACCGGUGUUAUAUGGUCUUGGCAGCCACUCCCAGUCACCAGUCUAGCUGCCGCAUUCUGGAUUAAUUGCAGUUUCCGAGUCACCGUCAAAGGUAGCCCCAUGUAGAGCGCAUUGCAGAAGUCUAAGCGGGAGAUAACCAGAGCAUGCACCACUCAGGCGAGACACUCUGUGAGCAGAUAGGGUCUCGGCCUGCGUACCAGAUGGAGCUGGUAGACAGCUGCCCUGGAUACAGAAUUGACCUGCGCCUCCAUGGACAGCUGUGAGUCCAAAAUGACUUCCAGGCUGCGCAUCUGUUCCUUCAAGGGCACAGUUACCCCAUUCAGGGCCAGGGAGUCCCCCACACCCGUCCAUCUCCUGUUCCCCCUUGUCAGGAUUCAACCUCAAUCUGUUAGCCGCCAUCCAUCCUCUGACUGCCUCCAGGCACUCACAACUCACCUUUCCCAGGGACAGCCAUUUUGUGAUAUGGAAAUCUCUCUCCAGAGAGGCUGUCCUGGCGCAAUCUUGUCUUUUCACUUGAAGGACUCUCCCCGCCCUCUGGCCUUGCCUUUCAAUUCAUUUGCCUUUCUCUUUCUGUUCCUAAUUAUGGCUUUAGUUUUUGUUGUUGGUGGUGUAGGCUGUUUUCUGCCAUUUUAAUAGUCUUUCAAAUGCUGUUAUUGAAAUGCUUGUGUACUGAUCGUUUAAGCUGCAUUGCAAACUGGAGGGUUGGGAGAUAUAAAAUAAACACACCAACGGUUUAUUUUUGUGAUGGUGUGCCAAACGCUUAAGUACAUAGCGUCUUCCUAGCUUGUUCCUGAACCACCUUUAUUCUUUCUGAUCAUAGGUAUGAGGAAUACCAGCCUGAAGAAGACCUCAAGAAAACUGCCAAUGAGUUUCUCGCAAAAGUGGAUGACCCAAAGCUGAAUGACUCUGAGGUAAAAAAAGAGACUAGAGUUCUCUUCGUAGGGAACUGGGCACAGAUAAUAUGAGUGCUUGACCAUCAGCCCACCUGUUUUCCCCAGCCGCUCUUGGGCAGCUUACAGCAUAUCUAAAAACAUAAUAAAAACAUCAAGCGUUAAAAACCUCCCAAUAAAGGGCUGCCUUCAGAUGUCUUCUAAAAGUUGUCCCCUUGACAUCUGAAGGGAGGGUGCCACCACCGAGAAGGCCUUCCUGGUUCCCUGUAACUUCGCUUCUCGCAAUGAGGGAACCAGCAGAAGACCCUCAGAGGAGGCAACAUUUUGUUUCCUCCUCAAAAUAUUUAUGUCUGUCUACACUCACACAUUCUUCUCCCCACACACCUCUCCCUUCUCUGCCCUCACUCCUUGAAAAAUGGCAGUCUUGUUUUAAGAAUUGGGAUUUGGAUGUUCCCUGAUCUUCUUGCUUCCAAUCCAGGGCAAAAGGUUGGCAGAAAGGGCUUUGAGCUAAGGGAGGGGAGUUGGCCUAGACCUUCCAGUCUGGUGUUAUUCUUGGAGUUACUUUCAAGGAAAUAAGAGUUUCUGACCCCGUUCAACUGUUUUGAGCGGCUACCACUUGAGAGGGACCUGCUCCUAGGUUCCUUUUCCCUCAAGGAAGCCAAAUGUGCCUCCUCUUUUCUUUCCUGCCGGCUCUGCUCGGUCUGGACGGUCCAGGCUAGUUCAGAUAGAAGUGGUUGUGCUGAGGGAUGGAUGGUGAUGGUCUCUCUCCCUGUGUCUCCUUUCUUCAUGCAGUUCCUAAAGUUUGUCCGCCAGAUUGGAGAUGGGAGGGUGUCCAUCGAGGCAAAUCGGGUGACCAUUACCCCCAGAGACCAGGAUCAGGCAGAACAAUGGGCAACUGAGUUUAUACAGCAGCAGGUAGGACUCCCAACAGGUAGAGCUCUGCUGCUCAUGGGCUGUGUGCUUCUUUGCAACAUGCUCUUGUGUGGCCAAUAACCAAUGUCUUCAGUGUUGGGAGUAGGAACUGGGGGCCAGGAGUGUCAACUUGCACAAAGAGCAGUGUGUAUGUAGUCUAGGGGCAGAGAAGACUCACAGCGCAGACCUUCCAGGGAUGAUUCUGUCCUGUAGGCCCAAAUUUUUACGCUUUGCUGUGCCUGCCAUAUUGUUUGCCAAGAAAUGGGACAGUAAACACAUGAGACGUAACCGGCUGUGUUCUUAUAUAAAUAAGAUAUACUAUUCAUAGUAUCAAAUUGUAAAUUUCAACAGAAAUAACUCAUAAAGUUCAACAAACGAACAAAGCAGAAGACCCAGUGGAUCAAUUCAUGCAUAAGGUCCAUCCUUGUAAUGGUGUCCAUUCCACCUGUCUGUUCUUAAAGUCCAAACCAUCCACAUGAAAGGCAACUACUAUGCCAUAAGAUCCACUGCCCUUUAAUAUCACAUAUGAGCUUUAACUACUGAUGAAGCCCAGGACGGCGAAACAAGGCCAGUAUUCCGGAAAUCCUUGUCUUAGACUUUGUGAAAGGAUCUUGUGGAACUGUAACAACCUUUCAUGUCGAUAGUUUGGACUUUAUGAACAGACAGGUGGAACGGACACCAUUACACGGAUGGACCUUAUGCAUGAACUGACUAUAGAAUGAUCUGAUCCACUGGGUCUUCUGUUUUGUUCAUUUGUAGAACUUUAUGAGUUACUUCUGUUGAAAUUUACAAUUUGAUAUUAUGAAUAGUAUAUCUUCUUUAUCUAAGAACACAGCCUGUUACGUCUCAUGUGUUUAUUGAGUAUGCUUUAUGUGACCAUAGGUUUGUUUGUUGUUGCUUUGUUAAGAAAUGGGACAGGGCUCACCCUUUAUCCAUCUUUGAGGUGGGGGAAAGUACCUUCCUGCUAUGCUCUCUUUCUAGAACACAUCCGAAGCCUGGGUAGAUCAGUUUGCACACUCUGCAGACACGCUGGGCCUAGAGAACGAGUUUGAGGAAGCCAAGACUGCUGUGGAGGUAACGUAACAACUGGUGAGGGCAGGGCUCACCUGGAGUGAGUGAGUGAGUGAGUGAGUCAGUCAGUUUUAUUGCACAUAGCCAAAGGCUGCCGCAGUGUACACAGAAUCAUUCAACAAUUAGAAGAAAAUAUACUGGAUUGAUACAAAAAACUUAAAAUAUUUAUAUUAUCAAAACAUUACCUACUCUCAACAGAGCUAUAAAAGUACCUUAAUAUACAAGUUAAGACAUUAAACAAUAAAAUUUAUAAGCUAAAAUUAUCACAUGACCACUAAUAUAUUAAAAAAUAAUGUUAAUUAAUACAAUGUGCAAUUAUAUUUGAAAUUUGGUGAUAAAGAUAGAAUAUAGCUUGAUGUAGAUAGGGUCAAAUAAAUUCAUCUCCUUUACAGUUGGUGGCUACCUUGGCUAUAUAAUUUGCUCUAAUUUUCCUAACGGCAGUUGCAAAGAGUGCUACACGCCAGGUCACGUACUUAUCUGUGUCUGCGAGGAGAUAUAAAAUCAUGUCAGAGGGGUUCUGGCCAGGGGACCUUGUCAUCAUAGGUGCUAAAAAUCUUUCUCUUGCUUCAUUAUAUAGGGGGCAGCGAAAGAUAUAAUGCAUAAGGUCCUUUACUUCAGGACAUCCCCUAAUGCAAACACGUUUGUUUGUUGGUAUGCCUCUGUGUCUCCCAUCUCUAUAAGCAGAGUUUAUUGUAUUUAAUCGUAACUCUGUAAAAGCUUUGCCCUGCAGUGAGAUUUCUGCUGCGUUCAUUUGAGAGACCUGGUGGGUUUCCCUCACCUUCCUUUCCCCCUCUUCUUUAGUCAGAUGUGGACUUCUGGGACAAGCUCCAGGCUGAGUGGGAGGAAAUGGCCAAGCGAGAUGCGGAGGCCCACCCUUGGCUAACGGACUAUGAGGAUCUUGCCAGCUCCUCUUAUGACAAGGUACUCCUGCAGAGGCUCUGCUUGGGGCCUUCUCCUUCUCCCCUCACCCUGCCUCCUCAUCCCUAUUGGUUGCUCAACUUCAGAUUGUGAGCAAGUGGGUACAGAAUUCUCUCUCUGUGUUUAAUUAUGCAAUGCCUAGUAAAACUACAAUGUCCAGACCCUGCACUUGUCAUCUGAGGCCCUUCUCUAGGUCCCUCAUCCCAGAGAGAUUCAGAGUGUGGCAACAAGAGAAUUGGCCUUUUCUGUGGUGGCUCCCUGUCUGUGGAAUGCUCUGCCCAGAGAGGCUUGCCUGGCACCCUCAUUACAUGUCUUUAGGCGCCAGGCAAAGACCUCCCUCUUUACCCAGGCCUAUGGUUAUUAAAUAAUCUAUGGCCUGUGAUAGACUAUGACCUGUGAUGAUUACUAUUUUAUUAUUAGGCUGUCUGUCGUUAUACUUUUUACAGUGGAACCCCUGUUUUCGAACGUCUCAGCUCCCAAAAGUUUUGGAUGCCAAAAACCUGGAAGUGAACACUUCCGCUUUCGAAUACGCCUAGGAAGUCAAAUGGCUUCUGGGGCGCAUUUCUCAUUUUACUCCAUUGAAUUUGCCGAUAGCCCUUUGAUCCUCGGUUUUUGAACGUUUCGGAAGUCGAACCGUCUUCCGGAACGGAUUACAUUUGAAAACCGAGGUUCCACUGUAUUAUGGUUUUAUCGUUGGUGUUCUGUAAUGUAUUUUCAAUGUUGUACACCUCCCUAGGAUCUUUUGAUAAACAGCAGUACAGUGGUACCUUGGGUUAAGAACUUAAUUCGUUCUGGAGGUCUGUUCUUAACGUGAAACUGUUCCUAACCUGAAGCACUACUUUAGCUAAUGGGGCCUCCGGCUGCCAUGCCGCCAGAGCACGAUUUCUGUUCUCGAUUUUUGAAGCAAAGUUCUUAACCCGAGGUACUAUUUCUGGGUUAGCAGAGUCUGUAACCUGAAGCGUAUGUAACCUGAAGCGUAUGUAACCCAAGGUACCACUGUAUAUAAAUUGAAUCAGUAAUAACAACAACAACUUACGAAGUAACCGUCAUAAAUAAAAUAUAAAAUGUAGGUACAAGCAACUCCGGACUUGUGCAUGACACAUGUGGUGCCGGGAACUCAGAAGUGGGGAGCAGCCUGGAGUAUGUGUUGGGGGUGCUCAGCUGAUGCACAGGGAAGCAGCAGCAGCUGCUGCGCUACCCCAGACACCAGCUGUUAGGCAGGGAGGCUGAGCAGCCUCAACAAAGCCCUGCUGCCCCUCCCACUCACGAGGAAAUCUUCCCCGGAGCCCAAAGAGAACGUCCUCUCUGGGGAGGGUCUCCUUGCUAUGGGAUGAACGGUCUGUGUUCCUCCGCCCCUUGAAUAAAAUAGCAAAUGCUGCAAGAUCCACUUUAAAAGCAACAACAACAACUUUACUCUCCCUCCCUGGUAGGGAUACCAGUUUGAAGAAGAGAACCCCGUUCAUGAUCAUCCCCAGGCCUUUGAGGAAGGGCUGAAGUGCCUGGAGGAGGGAGACCUGCCCAACGCCGUCUUGUACUUUGAGGCUGCUGUGCAGCAGAACCCGGAUCACAUGGAGGUGAGUGAAGGGCGGCAGAUCCAGGCCUCCUCUCCUUGGGAUUAGGUUAGGCUGGGGAAGGUUGCCGGGGGGUGUUGGCCCUUUGUCAAGACAAACUGGGUCAGCGCUCAUUGCUUUGUUGCACUGUGCUAGCUGCUGAGUUUCCCGGCUGUGGACGAUGGGAAAAUGGGCAGCCUCUGCCUUGGCCCUGAGUGGACUCGCUUCCCUUUCAGAGCGCUGAGAAGUUGGGCAUUUUGGGGGAGAGGACGCAGAAAUGUUUCAGAAGUUGGGUACUUGCCCUACUCUUCAGCACUGCUGGUAAGCAGAAAGAAAACAGCCCUGACUCCUUGUCAUGUCUUCAUUUCAGGCCUGGCAGUACCUGGGAACGACGCAAGCAGAGAAUGAGCAGGAGCUUUUAGCCAUCAGUGCUCUCAGGAAGUGAGUAACCUGCCUGGCGUAGUAACGUCUUGAGAUUGUGCUGCUUUUUUGGGAAUUGCAGAGGCAAAGUGCAGCAUGACACCUAGAACCAAGUGGCUAGAGAUGCUGGUGGUUUACUGAAUCUUUAAACCUCGUUCUUCCGCGACCCGAGUCCUAGCGUUGAUAUGAUUUGAUAUGAUAGGAUUCCAAGAACUCCAUUCAUAAAUUUAUAAGCCUCUGUGGAGAAUAGCUAUGGGUGAUAUAUUGAUAUAUCUUACAAAACCAGUUUGAACUCCAUAUUAUGAUAGCAGUUUCAUAACUCUUGAACCUGGUGAUAGAUUGUGAAUCAUGGGGUGGGUGUGUGGGUGUGUGGGUGUGAUGCAAAAAUCACAGUAUGGAAAAAACUGAAGUCAGCCAAUGCCUCUACAUAGCUCCAUCCUUAUUUCAGACAUUGUAAUAUAUCUCAGUGUUUAGUAAAUGAUAUAUCACGAUGUUGAAAACCAGAUAUCGCCCAGCGCUACCGUUCACCUUUAUAUAGUUUCGUCCUUAUUUAAAACAUUAUGAUAUAUCAGUAUAUUGUGAUGCUUAGCUUGUGAUAUAUUGUGAUGUUCUCCCUAGUGGAGAAACAGUCCCCCUUAAGCCUAAUUUGCUUUUGUUUUUUUGUGGUGGGGGGGGAGCUGCUAGAAAUUCUGGACUAUGGAUCAGAGCACAGAUGUUCCUUAUCAGGCUCUCGAGGGCAGAACUAAGGAAAAUGAGUUGAGAACUCGUGAUGCAAACAGGUGUUUGCUCCUUUAGGAUGGGAGGGUUGAAUGCCCAUUUUCUUGAAGGCUGUACCAAUUGGCCAUCCUGAUUGGCUGCCUCGGGUUAUGAGCCCUGGGCCGUCAUUCGCUUAAAUUUGGGCUUUGGGCUGUUAUGUAGUAGCUCUCAUCGCAAAGGUUCCUGUCAUGAUUCCAGAUUUAAGUCUGCCCUGCUGCUCAACUUCCAGUGUCUUGUGUGUUACACAAUGCCUUAUGAGGAAUGGCUAAGGGAGCUGGGCAUGUUUAGCCUGGAGAAGAGGAGGUUAAGGGGUGAUAUGAUAGCCAUGUUCAAAUAUAGAAAAGGAUGUCACAUAGAGGAGGGAGAAAGGUUGUUUUCUGCUGCUCCAGAGAAGCGGACACGGAGCAAUGGAUCCAAACUACAAGAAAGAAGAUUCCACCUAAACAUUAGGAAGAACUUCCUGACAGUAAGAGCUGUUCGACAGUGGAAUUUGCUGCCAAGGAGUGUGGUGGAGUCUCCUUCUUUGGAGGUCUUUAAGCAGAGGCUUGACAACCAUAUGUCAGGAGUGCUCUGAUGGUGUUUCCUGUUUGGCAGGGGGUUGGACUCGAUGGCCCUUGUGGUCUCUUCCAACUCUAUGAUUCUAUGAUUCUAUGACUUAAUCUUUAGCCAGAUAAGAUAGUUUUGUUGUUUUCCUUGCUUCCGAGUUGCUUUAAAUUGUGAUGUCAUUUGAAACCCUCUUUCUCCAACAGACCUUUAAAUAAAGUUUUUUAUGUUAUUAUGAAGAAUUGCUUUUUGUUUGAGUUCCUGAACCUUGGCUGGACCCUAAAGACAGCACAGUCAUCACAGCCUCCUAUUUGGUUCCUAGUUGUCUUCCUUUGCUUUAUAAACUAAAAUAUUCCAAGCCUUUUCCUGUAGGGAAGGUCCUCCCCCAAAUUCUGAUCAUUUUGGUUGCCCUUCUCUGCAUUUCUUUCCGCUCUAUCAUUAGUCCCUUGUUUUGAGAACUGAACUGUAUGCAGUACUCUUGAAUGUAGCUGCACCAUAAAUUUAUGCAAGGCCACUGCAAUUCUGCUCACUUUUGGGCCAGGGACAGCAAACCCGUUGUGGAAAGCAAGCAGCAUGAAAAAGCUAGGCAAGUCUCUGGCGUAAGACAUCCUUUGCAAAAUACAAUAGUUUGACACUGUGCUCAAACUGCAGGAUAUUAGCAAAGGAAGGAUGACACCUGUAGUGUACUGGCAGCUGGGGAAAGGAAAGCAGAGCCAAAGAGUGACCAGGAAACUGUGAAGAAUUACAUUUUUUCUUGGCGCGACUGAUGGCAGCCCACAGAGUUCCCUCACAGUUCCUGAGCCUUUGGCAGACGCUCGCCGCACCUUAUUUUAGCAUGAAAACCUGAGAGUUAACAGGACGGAAAACACAUGUUUGUGGCAGAGGUCCAUCUCUCAGUGCUGCCCAGUUGCAAACCUUCUUGUGGGGGAAGAGCUUUAUUUUGUUACGAAUUUCCAGGCUUAGGAGCUCUCUGCAGCCAGUACAUUUGUAAUAGCUGCUGCAGAUCUGCCAGCUGGGGAGGGUUUGCAUCUCAGGAGGGAGCCUGGACCCUCCCAGCCAGCUGGGCUGCUUUUCAUUUUGGUAAGAAUGUUCUGAGAUAAGAAACAAGAAACCUGCUCCUUCCCUCCUCCUCCUCCUCCUCCUGAGGUUACAGUAAUGAUCCCCUUCAGUUUUUUGACUUGCAUGUUUUGGCCUCUUUCCCACAGGUGCCUGGAGUUGCAGCCCGGGAACCUCACGGCGCUCAUGGCUUUGGCAGUCAGCUUCACCAACGAGUCGCUGCAGAAGCAGGCCUGCGAGACCCUGCGCGACUGGUUGCGCCACAAGCCAGCCUACGCUCAUCUGAUAGGGAAGGAGGAGGAGGAAGCCGGGAGCCCCAGCCCGGGCCUUGGGCCUUCCAAACGCAUCCUGGGCUCCCUUUUAACCGAGUGAGUGUGGGGAACGGGGGAAAGCGAGGAUGGAAGAGGACUGGGGAAAUACAGACGGGGUUCAUGCAUGGUGGGGGUGUGGCCCGGUUGACCCUCAGGGCUCCCUUCCAGCUCUGCAAUUCUGUGAUUCGUUACCCUGUUGUAUAUCUUUCUGGGACGCGGGUGGUGCUGUGGUCUAAACCACUGAGCCUCUUGGGCUUGCUGAUCAGAAGGUUGGCGGUUCGAAUCCCUGCGACAAGGUGAGCUCCUGUCCCAGCUCCUGCCAACCUAGCAGUUCGAAAGCACGCCAGUGCAAGUAGAUAAAUAGGUACCGCUCUGGCGGAAAGUUAAACGGCAUUUCCGUACCCUCUGGUUUUCAUCACAGUGUUCCGUUGCGCCAGAAGCAGUUUAGUCAUGCUGGUCACAUGCCACAGAAAAGCUGCGGACAAAUGCUGGCUCCCUCGGCCUGAAAGCGAGAUGAGCGCCACAACCCCAUAGUCGCCUUUGACUGGACUGAACUGUCCAGGGGUCCUUUACCUUUUUUACCUGUACAUUUCUCUGUCCUUUCCACACGCGCCCCAGCUCGCUCUUUGUGGAAGUAAAGGAGCUCUUCUUGGCGGCUGUGCGUAGCAACACCUCUGCCGUGGACCCUGACGUGCAGUGUGGCUUGGGCGUUCUCUUCAACCUGAGCGGCGAGUACGAGAAGGCUGUGGACUGCUUCACUGCUGCGCUGAGUGCGCGGCCCAAUGUAAGGCGUGAGCGCAAGCGUGGCUGAGAAAAGUGUGAGGUUGGGGAGGUGGACUUACAGGGUGGGAAUCCUGUAUCAGGGCUGCACCACUCAGUUCGCGGGUGUGGGGAUUGCCUGACCUGAAUGCUCAACCAUGUGAAGAACAAAUAAAUGUGCUGCCCACAUAGAAAAUAGAGCACAUCAGAGGCAAAUGAGUUCGGACUUGGCCUUCUCUUGAACCCUGCUAAGUGGGGGGAUGGUUAUUUCAUUUUCAAAAUCAAAGCCCACAGUCUUUCCGUCAACUUUAAGGCAAAGGCAGGUUCAUAAAGAUGAAGGCAGUUCUUUAGUGUCCAGAUUCUAGACUGCCGUGGGCUUUAAACAUCUACUACUAAUAAUAAUUUAUUAUUUGCAUCCUGCCCAUCUGACUGGGGUGACCCAGCCACUCUGGGCAGCUUCCAACGUAUAUAAAAACAUAAUAAAACAUGACACGUUAAAAAGCUUCCUUAUACGGGGCUGCUUUUGGAUGUCUUCUAAAAGUUGUAUAGUUACUCGUCUCCUUGACAUCCGAUGGGAGUGCAUUCCACAGGGCAGGUGCCACUACCGAGAAGACCCUCUGCCUGGUUCCCUGUAGCUUUACUUCUCAUAAUGAGGGAACCGUCAGAAGGCCCUCGGAGCUGGAUCUCAGUGUUUGGGCUUAACGAUGGGGGUGGAGACGCUCCUUCUGGUAUACAGGGCCAAGGCUGUUUAGGGCCUUAAAGCUCAGCACCAACACUUUGAGUUGUGCUCAGAAAAGUACUGUUUUCUAAACAAAAGCACCUGGAAUUGGACCUAUAAGUAACUAUGCAACGUGGGUACCAGUGAGCUUUUUAAAAUCAUGGGGAACUUGAGGGAUACAGGGGUCACCAGUGGGUGGGAUCUGGAAGACUUUGGAAGCUGGGAAGGAAUGUGCUGCUCUUGAAUGAAGCAUGCACUCUCCGUGGAAGAACUCCUGGGUUUAAUAAGGCUCUCUCUGGUCUCCCCGCAGGAUCAUCUCCUCUGGAACAAACUUGGGGCUACUUUGGCCAAUGGAAACCGGAGUGAAGAAGCUGUGGCAGCCUAUAGGCAUGCCUUGGAACUGCAGCCCGGCUACAUCCGCUCCCGCUACAAUCUCGGCAUCAGCUGCAUCAACCUUGGCGCCCACAGGUGAGCGGCUUAAGGGGCUGGCAAAGAGGGACAAAGAAAGGUCAGGCUGCCUCUGCCCCCUAUGCCCCCAUAGCUGUUGACCAAAUUCUGGGUCCACUUCUUGAGAUCUGGUGAAAACGGCACCAUUCUGAUGGUGGCUUCGUGGCUCUUCUUGAGAAUGAUUUGCUAGUCUUUUGGAAUGUGGACGGAGCCCAGGCAGUUGUCAGCUGUGCUUUUCUGCAUCUCAGGGAAAGUCUGAAAUCAUUCCCAAGAGCCAUGGAAGCUAACCAGAAGCUGCUGGGUGGUGGUGGUGGGGGCAUUUGAAGAGGGAGCCUACAGUCUUCCCCAACAGCUGGGCUGCUUUUUGCAAGCGGUAGUGUUCUGAGAUGAGGAGAGACUAGAAGCCUGUCGCCAGGCCAUUACCAGGUCAAAAUGGUCACCUCCGCUCACCUUUGGUGUUCCUUGUUUGAAUACUUAAAGGAAAGAGUUCUCCGUAGCUUUCCAUAGGUCGGAUCAAUCCUUUAAACUGGAAGCACUGUGGAUAUGUCUUUGUUUUGGAGCCUGGCCUGUGGGUUCUGUGGUCCCAGUUCCCUGACAAAUAUUACCUAUCACCUGGGGUCAGAGGCACCUUUAAAAAUUAGUGAUGCUUUUUUGAAUGCAGAGUUAAAGUAAAUUAUCAAAUCAUCAAUUCUAGCACGCAGGGGGCCAACAAAAUAAUAUAAUUUGGCAUCUGAACAAUUGGCAUUAUUAAUUGUAUUAUAAUUUGGUAUUGACAAUGAGGCUUUUAUUGGGUUAUUGUAAUUGAAAACUAAUUUAAAAAAUACUAUACAAGCAAAUAUUAAUAAUAGUGAUGCUUCUUCCAUGCAGAUUGGUUUGGCCCUGAUUGGCUUCUUGCCUUGGCUUUACGAUUUGCAAGGGUUAAGCAGGAGUAGAGCAGCGUCUAGUACCAAUGUAUUUCCAUAGCUCCUGGGGAGUUGUUGCUUGACAAGCAGGGGGCAUGGAAGAGUGUGGGAGCCCUGGAACUGCUGCCUUGAUCUCGCCAUGUGUCAUGCGCUGGUUGGAUGCAGAGGAAUGGGGGAGGGAACCAGGUGAGGAACCAUCAAGGGAAGAGGGCUCAGAGCCCAGGGAGUGGUGGUGGGACAACAAUGAGUGGUCAGAGGGAAAACAUAGGGAGGAGGAGGUUUUGGAAGCUGAAGAGGUAACAGGGCUUAGUGAGCUGGGAGAGUCUGUGGCAGAGACAAGUCCAGAAGCGGUGGCAGGAGCAGAAGCAAGUAAGUUGGAGGCCAAGAGGCAGAGAUGAGUCCAGCUUCUUAAGAGUCACAGGUGUCUCUCCCUCCUGCUGCAGAAAGCUCACCUGCCCCACCCUCGUCUCCUGGAACCAGCAGAGGCAUGAAGAGGGUGGAGAAGUUGGCUUCAUGCAGGCAUAGUCUCUGAUUGCUUGAGACAAGCCCUGGGGAGGAGGGGACUUAGGCAGCUGUGGACCUUCAGUUCCAGCAACUGCUUCAAGGGGGCAACGCCUGGUGGAGAUGAGUUGCAAAGGCCCAACACUCCUGUGUCAAACUUGUUCUUGCUAUUGAAAGAGUUAACUCCCAACUUGAAAGGUCCCUUACCUUUCCCGCCCUGACCUAGCCACAGUGAUCCAUGCCACGGUCAUCUCCAGGCUUGACUACUGUAAUUCGCUCUACGUGGGGCUGCCCUUGAAGCUGUCCCAGAAACUCCAGCGGGUGCAGAAUGCUGCAGCAAGGCUCCUCACGGGGUCUCUGCCAUGGGAGCAUAUUCACCCAGUGCUUUUCCAGCUGCACUGGCUCCCGGUGGAGUACAGGGUCAGAUUUAAGGUGCUGCUUUUGACCUUUAAAGCCCUUCACGGCCUAGGACCCUCGUACCUACGGGACCGCCUCUCCUAGUAUGCCCCACGGAGAGCCUCAAGGUCCAUAAACAGCAACACCCUAGUGAUCCCAGGCCCUAAGGAAGUUAGAUUAGCCUCAACCAGAGCCAGGGCCUUUUCAACUCUGGCUCCGGCCCGGUGGAACGCUCUGCCUCAUGAGACCAGGGCCCUGCAGGAUCUGAUUUCUUUCCGCAGGGCCUGUAAGACAGAGUUGUUCCGCCUGGCCUUUGGCUUGGAGCCAAUUUGAUUCCCUCCCUCUCUUUCUUUUUUCUUUUCCUUCUCCUCCUGCGAUGAGGCUACAUUUUAAUAUUUUAAUGUUGUAUUUUAAUUUUGUUUUUAAGUUGUAAUCAUUCAACUUGUUUUUAUUAUUGCUUGUAAGCCGCUCUGAGCCCGGCCUUGGCUGGGGAGGGCGGGGUAUAAAUAAAAAUUAUUAUUAUUAUUAUUAUUAUUAUUACUACUGCUGGCUUGUUCCUGACACCAUGCCUAAUUCCUGGGUUUUCCUCCACGUUCCCUUCUCUCUGCUUCCCUUUGACACUUGCUCUCUUGCUGUCUUAAAACAGGGAGGCUGUGGAGCACUUCCUGGAAGCCUUGCACAUGCAACAGAAGAGCCGGGGGCCGCGGGGCCAGCAGGGGGCCAUGUCUGACAACAUCUGGAGCACCCUCCGUAUGGCGCUCUCCAUGCUGGGCCAGAGUGACCUUUAUGGGGCGGCUGACGCCCGGGACCUUCCAACACUGCUGCAAGCUUUUGGGAUUCAGCAGUGA
This is a messenger RNA of Podarcis lilfordi (Lilford's wall lizard), 21521 nucleotides long. The record is from the annotation of a GenBank genome assembly. Lineage: Eukaryota; Metazoa; Chordata; Lepidosauria; Squamata; Lacertidae.